Messenger RNA from Helianthus annuus (common sunflower), 1343 nucleotides. RefSeq lists its product as uncharacterized. The transcript has 5 exons. NCBI's taxonomy places the organism in Eukaryota, Viridiplantae, Streptophyta, Magnoliopsida, Asterales, Asteraceae. The record is from RefSeq and is a predicted model, not a curated record. Gene Ontology annotation, molecular function: protein binding. The coding region runs from base 96 to 842 and encodes 248 amino acids.
UAAUUGUUGAACACGAUUUAACAUUUAAACCAUAGUUUCUAAUUUACACACACUCGAACAUGUGCCUAACCGGAAAACCAUAACCGGAACAAACCAUGACCGGUGGCAUAACCCUUAUCCAAUUCCCCACCGUCCACCACUCAUUUCCACCACCACCCAUUUCCGCCACAAACAAACGCAUCUCCGCCGCAUCAUCCCCACCAACCGAGAUCAGAGUAUGCACCAACCGAACCUGCCGUCGUCAAGGCUCAACGGAAAUCCUCCAAGUCCUCACCGGAAUCGCCCCACCCACCAUCUCCGUCACCUCCUGCGGCUGCUUGGGCCGGUGCGGCUCCGGCCCAAACCUCGUUGUUCUACCGUCCGAAACGUUCGUGAGCCACUGCGCCACUGCUGCUCGUGCUGCUGACGUCAUGGGGAGCGUGUGUGGUGUUGAUUCGGUGAGGUGUAAGAAGAGUUUGGAGGCGCUUGCAGUUAGGAAGAAAGGUGAGGCUGAGAUGGAGAGAGGGGAGUUUGUGACGGCUGAGAUGUUAUUAUCUCAGGCGAUAGAUCUUAAUCCAAUUGGUGGACUUCACUACAUCUAUAAAAGCAGGUCUGUUGCAAGGUUGGCAAUGAACAAAACAACUGCUGCUCUUGAGGAUGCCAUAGAAGCGUCUACUAUUGCUCCAAAAUAUCCUGAGGCUUACGUAUGUAAGGGUGAUGCUUUAAUGGCUGUGGAAAAAUAUGAAGCAGCUGCAGAUUCUUUUUCAACGGCAUUAGAGUUGGAUCCUUCAAUUCGUCGCUCCAAAUCAUUCAAGGCUCGGAUUGCAAAGCUUCAGGAGAAACUAGCUACUACAAAUUGCUGAUUCGUGAUUUAUGAUCAAGUGUUCGGCACUGAAGAUCAUUGACGUGUUAGUUUACAUUUUUUUUUUGUUUUUCAUCUUGGGUAAGGACGGUGAUGUUAUCGAAUUUGCUUUAUGAGAUGACUUAUUUUGAGGUUGUUUGCAAAAAUGUGCAGGUGUAGUUACUUUAACCUAUUUGCAAAAAGUGGUUCAAGUCUCACAGACGACAGGGAUUAAAAGAAAUUUACCGUUAAAAAAAGAUCUUGUUCCAUAUUUAUGUCAAGGUUGAUGAUAGAGGAUUGGGUUCAUUCACAUGGGGUUAAAAUGAUUUUGGUUUUAACAAGGCUUAGUGAUAGGUACAACAUAAUAGCAUAUUGGGGAUUUGGGGCCAAACUUAAGCGGGUUGCAUAGGUCAGCCAUCAGGUCGAAACGGGCUGGGUGAAGUUGGUUUGACCUGACCUGAAACAGUUUUUGUUGCCCUCUGUUUGACUUUGGCCCGUCUAAUUAAUGAACUUCUUUAUCUGA